AUGCUGCCUUACCUGUUCCCUGAGCUGUCCACCUUUGCUACAGUCGCCGAUCUCAUCACCCACCUUCGCACUAGUGACGCUCGCCUGCGUGCCGCCCUUCCCACCGAGUUCUGCGCUAAGAACCCCCCUCCACUGUACUGGACGCUCCAUUUCAUAGUCACCCGUCUCCCUGACACCCUCAGCUCAGUCCGAGACUACUUCCUUGCCCGCUGUCCCACUGAGCUCACAGUCGCCCUCCUAGAGGAGAAGCUGCUAGCAGCCGAGAAGAGCAUUGUAGCUGUAGGUGCUGCUCGUGGCGCUCCUCGCACCCCCAUCUUUGAGGGGUGUUCUCCCUCUCCCCUCGCUCCCUCCUACGCUGCUGCUGUUGACCUCCUUGGUGCUGAGUCUGCUGGCGCUGCUUCUGCUCCUGGUGGGAGGCGCCGCACCGGCAAGGGCAAGGGGGGCAAGGGUGGCGGGGGUGGCGCUGGGGGGGGAGGUGGUGGGGGAGGUGGAGGAGGAGGCGGUGCUGGAGGGAGCGGUGGCGGGAGUGCUGGUGGGAGUGGAGGCAGCGGUGGGGGCGGGGGCGGCGGCGGGAGUGGUGGCAGCGGUGGCGGCGGUGGCAGCGGCGGUGGCAGUGGUGGCGGUGGCGGCGGCGGCGGUGGCGGUCGGAGCGGCGGUAGUGGCGGCGGUGGUGGUCGGAGUGUAGGCCCCAGCUCGGGCCAGACCUCUCAGCAGCAGCAGCGUCCUCAGACGACCCAGCAGCUCCGUGAGUGGCUUGCUCAGCGUGGGACGUCGGGAGGCAGUGGUCGCUGUUCCUAUGUCAUUCGCACAGGUGAACGCAAGGGGCAGAAGUGUGGGAGGUUCCACACCCAGUACCGCUGCUUCUCCCGCCUUGACGACGCUUGGCGUGAGGAGAUGGGCGAGGAGGUUGAGCGCCCCCGCUGGGCUGAUCUGAUGAGGGCUGGUGUUGAUAUCUUUGCUCUUGAUUAUGAUGCUAUUAUUGCUGCCAUGUAUGCAUUGACUGUUAGUGCUGAGGGGGACUGUUACUUGUGUGUGCCGCCUGACCCAGGUAUAGAGCCCACUGCCCUAGGUACCAGCGAGUCUGCUCUCUCAGGUACUGUGCCUUCCGAGGCUACUCCCUUCGGUACACCCCCUCCUGCUAGCGAGUCUGCGCUCUCCGGUACUGCGCCCGCUGAGGCCUUGCACACCUUCACGCUUGACUCAGGUGCUUCCCGCUGCUUCUUUCGUGACAGUACUGAGCUCACUCCCCUCCCUGCACCAGUUCCAGUCUCCCUGGCUGACCCCUCCGGGGGUCCAGUUCUUGCACGGAUCACUGGGUUGACACCUUCACCCCUGGAGGACAGCGUGUGGCGAUCCUCACGUGCUCCAGGACUGGCCGUCACCUGGCUACGUUCACCCGUCGACCGGGGUCGAGUCUCUACACACUGA
Molecule: messenger RNA, 1428 nt
Organism: Closterium sp. Yama58-4
Lineage: Eukaryota; Viridiplantae; Streptophyta; Zygnematophyceae; Desmidiales; Closteriaceae
Source: the annotation of a GenBank genome assembly